AUGGCAAACUGUUUGGGUGUAGCUUUGGUGUUUGCUUUGGCAUGUUGUCUUGUAGAUGCUAGGUUAAACUUUGGGGAGAAGCCUAAAGGUAGCGAACCUCCUCCAUCGGGACAAACUCCACCUAUUAUAAAUUCUCCGCCACCACCAUCAUUUCGACACAUCUAUUUUGGCGAGAAGCCAAAAGGUGGAGAACCUCCUCCAUCCGGGCAAACUCCACCUAUUAUAAAUUCACCGCCGCCACCAUCAUUUCGACACAUUCAUUUUGGCGAGAAGCCUAAAGGUGGAGAACCUCCUCCAUCCGGGCAAGCUCCACCUAUUAUAAAUUCGCCGCCGCCACCAUCAUUUCGACACAUUCAUUUUGGCGAGAAGCCUAAAGGUGGAGAACCUCCUCCAUCCGGACAAGCUCCACCUAUUAUAAAUUCACCGCCGCCACCAUCAUUUCGACACAUUCAUUUUGGCGAGAAGCCUAAAGGUGGAGAACCUCCUCCAUCCGGGCAAACUCCACCUAUUAUAAAUUCACCGCCGCCACCAUCAUUUCGACACAUUCAUUUUGGCGAGAAGCCUAAAGGUGGAGAACCUCCUCCAUCCGGGCAAGCUCCACCUAUUAUAAAUUCACCGCCGCCACCAUCAUUUCGACACAUUCAUUUUGGCGAGAAGCCUAAAGGUGGAGAACCUCCUCCAUCCGGGCAAACUCCACCUAUUAUAAAUUCACCGCCGCCACCAGCAUUUCGACAUAUUUAUUUCGGCGAGAAGCCUAAAGGUGGAGAACCCCCUCCAUCCGGGCAAGCUCCACCUAUCAUAAAUUCACCGCCGCCACCAUCAUUUCGACACAUUUAUUUUGGCGAGAAGCCUAAAGGUGGAGAACCUCCUCCAUCCGGGCAAGCUCCACCAAUUAUAAACUCACCGCCGCCGCCAGCAUUUCGACACAUUUACUUUGAUGAGAAGCCAAAAGGUGGAGAACCUCCUCCAUCCGGACAAACUCCACCUAUCAUAAAUUCACCACCACCGCCAUCAUUUAGACAUAUAAGUUUUGGAGAAUUGCCUUAA
Molecule: messenger RNA, 1047 nt
Organism: Mercurialis annua (annual mercury)
Lineage: Eukaryota; Viridiplantae; Streptophyta; Magnoliopsida; Malpighiales; Euphorbiaceae
Exons: 1
Coding region: 1-1047 (348 amino acids)
Source: RefSeq, a predicted model, not a curated record